Messenger RNA from Aphanomyces astaci, 393 nucleotides. RefSeq lists its product as hypothetical. Lineage: Eukaryota; Oomycota; Saprolegniomycetes; Saprolegniales; Verrucalvaceae. The transcript has 2 exons. The record is from RefSeq and is a predicted model, not a curated record. The coding region runs from base 1 to 393 and encodes 130 amino acids.
AUGAGCCUGUCCCCUCAACAGUGGUGGCGUCGAUGGUGCUCCACUUCGUCCCCCGAGCUAGCCGAGGUGCACGUCGAUUUGUAUCUCACCCCCCAACCCUUUCACGACGACUCUCCUGUCGUCGGGGGAGGUGGUCUGGGUCGUGUUCGUCCUCCACAUCGUCACGCACAAUGUCGCGGGCGGGUACGCUUGGAAAAGCAGCUUGGGUGUGUGACGGUGGUGUGGAGCCUCCUGCUUCCCGUCGACCACGUCGUGACGAUCGAUCGACAUUGCACCAUGAGGAAGCGCACCUGCGUCGUGUGUUUGGUCAUCGAGCGCGUUCGAGGCAACGCCCCGAUGCUCCCUCGGCCGUCCACAGUGCUGCAUUCAACUGCAUUGUACAUAUCAGUUUGA